Messenger RNA from Trichosurus vulpecula (common brushtail), 1695 nucleotides. It is a transcript of the gene OTOP3, whose product is annotated as otopetrin 3. The record is from RefSeq and is a predicted model, not a curated record. Gene Ontology annotation, cellular component: membrane. Gene Ontology annotation, molecular function: proton channel activity. Lineage: Eukaryota; Metazoa; Chordata; Mammalia; Diprotodontia; Phalangeridae. The transcript has 7 exons. The coding region runs from base 1 to 1695 and encodes 564 amino acids. Gene Ontology annotation, biological process: proton transmembrane transport.
AUGACAGCUCAAGUCUCAGACCCUCAGGGGAUCCCAGAGACUUCGACUAAGGAAGAUGAGAAGGAAUUGGGGGCCCCUGGCCCCAGAAGGGAUAAGUCAUGGCUGGAGCGGCACUUCUCCCUGCUCCUUCGUCGAGAUCGGCAAGCCCAAAAGGCCAGCCAACUCUUUUCUGGGCUCCUGGCACUCAAUGUGGUAUUCCUGGGGGGAGCCUUCAUCUGUAGCAUGAUCUUCAACAACGUGGCCAUCACCCUGGGUGAUGUCUGGAUCCUCCUGGCAGUGCUCAAGGUGCUCGCCCUCCUUUGGCUAUUCUACUAUGUGGUGGGUACCAUACGCCUGCCACACGCUAUCCUGUUCCGAGAUCCCCACGCUGGGCCUGUCUGGGUUCAGGGCUCCCUGGUGUUGUUCGGUAGCUGCACCAUUCUUCUCAAUGUCUUCCGAAUCGGCUACAUUAUCAGCCACAUCCACUGCAAGUCUGAGGUGGAAAUUGUCUUCCCCAUCAUCGAGAUUCUCUUCAUCAGUCUUCAGACCUAUGUGCUGUGGAGCCACAGUAAAGACUGUAUUCAGGUCCAGAUGAAUCUCACCAGGUGCGGACUGAUGCUAACUAUGGCUACCAACCUGCUCCUCUGGGUACUGGCCGUCACCAAUGACUCCAUGCAUCGGGAGAUCGAGGCCGAACUGGAUGCUCUCAUGGAAAAGCUCACAGGCAAUGAGACCAACACUUGCCUUUGCCUCAAUAUAACUAUAUGUGAAGUCUUUCAAAAGGGUUACCUGAUGCUCUACCCCUUCAGCACCGAGUACAGCCUCAUCUGCUGCGCCACCCUGUAUGUCAUGUGGAAGAAUGUGGGUCGAAAGUUGUCUCAUCACGUAACUGGUCCCGGUCGGCCCAACUUCCACCUCCAUGGGGCCAUCUUUGGUCCCUUGUUGGGCUUCCUAGUUCUAGUGGCAGGGGUCUGUGUCUUUGUCCUCUUCCAGAUCCAGGCCAGUGGCCCCUCCAUUGCUUAUCAGUACUUUACCCUUUACUAUGCUUUUUAUGUGAUUGUCCUGCCCAUCAUGACUCUGGCAUGCCUGAUGGGCACAGUCAUACAUGGUCUGGAAGAGCGGGAAAUGGACACAGUCAAGAAUCCCACUCGAAGCCUUGAUGUGGUACUUCUGAUGGGUGCUGCCCUGGGUCAGAUUGGUAUCUCCUAUUUUUCCAUUGUGGCUAUUGUGGCCACUGACGUCCAAAAGCUGCUCAACAGACUUAUCCUCGCCUAUUCAAUCCUCAUCAUCAUUCAGCACAUCGCCCAAAACCUCUUCAUCAUUGAGGGUCUGCACCGGCAGCCACUCUGGGACAGACCCAUUCAGGGCCAGAAUGAUAGGACAGAGGAGGAGUGCCCACCAGGGCUUCGCCGAGGAUCCAUGCUGGAGCUGGGCCAGGGCCUUCGUAGGGUAUCCCUGGCCUAUAUCCACAAUUACAGCCACCUCAACUGGAAGCGUCGAGUUCUUAAGGAAAUUUCCAUCUUCCUCGUCAUCUGUAAUAUCACGAUGUGGAUGAUGCCAGCAUUUGGCACACACCCUGAGUUUGAGAAUGGAUUGGAGAAAGAUUUCUAUGGCUACAGGACUUGGUUCACCAUUGUCAACUUUGGCCUGCCCCUGGGGGUCUUCUACCGAAUGCACUCCGUUGGGGGGCUGGUAGAAGUUUACCUUGGUGCCUGA